Messenger RNA from Eupeodes corollae, 2948 nucleotides. Its product is annotated as probable aconitate hydratase, mitochondrial. Bases 210 to 2573 code for a protein of 787 amino acids. The record is from RefSeq and is a predicted model, not a curated record. The transcript has 5 exons. Gene Ontology annotation, cellular component: mitochondrion; cytosol. Gene Ontology annotation, molecular function: aconitate hydratase activity; 4 iron, 4 sulfur cluster binding. Gene Ontology annotation, biological process: tricarboxylic acid cycle. NCBI's taxonomy places the organism in Eukaryota, Metazoa, Arthropoda, Insecta, Diptera, Syrphidae.
GUCAGAAUAUAAAAUCUUCCAGCUGAGAAGGCUGAAGAUUUCGUCCGGUGUCAUAGAAAAAAGUUGAUUUUUUGUGCAAAAAAGUUUUCCGAUUAAAUCCGAGCUGCAAUAUAAAAAGAGCUCUUACCUAAGCUCCCAAGUGUUGUGAUUUUUUUUUGAACCCGUGUUCUUAAGGAAUUUCCCAAAGGAAUUAAUCGUUUUUUCUAAUUAUGGCUGCAUCUUUAAGAUUAUUGCAGGGCCAGGCUCGCAAAGUUGGCCAAUAUGGAUUCGAUGUUCAGUCACGCAACUUCCACGCCUCGUGCGCAGUUGCCUCCAAGGUGGCUAUGUCCAAAUUCGACACCGACGUCUACCUUCCAUACGAGAAGCUCGCCAAGAACUUGGAUGUAGUACGUAAGCGUUUGAACCGCCCUCUGACUUUGUCAGAGAAGAUUCUCUACUCCCAUUUGGACAACCCCAAAGAGCAGGAAAUUGAACGUGGUACCUCCUACCUUCGUCUGCGUCCCGAUCGUGUUGCCAUGCAAGAUGCUACCGCUCAAAUGGCUCUAUUGCAAUUCAUCUCGUCUGGUUUGAAGCGUGUCGCUGUACCCUCAACCGUUCACUGCGAUCACUUGAUCGAAGCCCAGGUUGGUGGUGUGAAGGAUUUGGCCCGUGCCAAGGAUCUGAACAAGGAAGUGUACGAAUUCUUGGCUUCAGCUUGUGCCAAAUACGGUUUGGGUUUCUGGAAACCAGGCAGUGGUAUUAUCCAUCAAAUCAUUUUGGAGAACUACGCCUUCCCCGGUCUCGUGAUGAUCGGUACUGACUCGCACACACCCAAUGGAGGUGGUUUGGGCGGUCUGUGCAUCGGUGUCGGUGGUGCUGAUGCCGUUGAUGUAAUGGCUAACAUCCCAUGGGAAGUGAAGUGCCCCAAGGUUAUUGGUGUGCAUUUGACUGGCAAGAUCAGCGGCUGGACAUCACCUAAGGACGUUAUCUUGAAGGUUGCUGAUAUCCUCACCGUCAAGGGUGGUACCGGUGCCAUUGUUGAGUACCACGGCUCUGGUGUUGAUUCGAUUUCCUGCACAGGUAUGGCCACCAUCUGUAACAUGGGUGCUGAAAUCGGUGCCACCACCUCGUUCUUCCCCUUCAACAACCGCAUGGCUGACUACUUGAAAUCCACCGGCCGUGGAGCAAUCGCUGGCGAAGCACAAAAACACAAGGACAAUCUCUUGACCGCCGACAAGGGCUGUGAUUACGAUCAAAUGAUCGAAAUCAACUUGGACACUCUGGAACCCCAUGUCAAUGGUCCAUUCACUCCCGAUUUGGCUCAUCCAAUUAGCAAAUUGGGUGCUAACUCAAAGAAGAAUGGCUACCCCAUGGACAUUAAGGUUGGUCUUAUUGGAUCCUGCACCAACUCUUCAUACGAAGAUAUGGGUCGUUGCGCCAGUAUUGCCAAGAACGCAAUGAAACAUGGUAUCAAAUCGAAGAUUCCCUUCAAUGUAACACCCGGAUCGGAACAAAUCCGUGCUACCAUUGAACGUGAUGGUAUUGCCGCAACAUUAACGGAAUUCGGUGGUACUGUAUUGGCUAACGCUUGUGGUCCAUGCAUUGGUCAAUGGGAUCGUAAGGAUGUUAAGAAGGGCGAAAAGAACACCAUUGUUACAUCUUACAAUCGUAACUUCACCGGACGUAAUGAUGCCAAUCCUGCUACCCACUGCUUUGUCACAAGUCCUGAAUUGGUGACAGCUCUCUCAAUUGCCGGUCGUCUUGAUUUCAAUCCAUUGACCGACAGUUUGAAGGGUUCAGAUGGCAAGGAAUUCAAAUUGGAUGCUCCAUUUGGUGAUGAAUUGCCAUCAAAGGGUUUCGAUCCCGGCAUGGACACAUACGAUGCUCCACCAGCCAACGGCGAUAACCUUAAAGUAAAUGUAGACCCCAAUAGUCAACGUCUUCAACUCCUCGAACCAUUCGAUGUCUGGAACGGCCAAGAUUUAACCGACAUGACUGUUCUAAUCAAAGUUAAGGGAAAGUGCACAACUGAUCACAUCUCUGCCGCUGGUCCAUGGUUGAAAUACCGUGGUCAUUUGGACAACAUCUCCAACAACAUGUUCAUUGGUGCUACCAAUUCUGAGAACAACGAAAUGAACAACAUCAAGAACCAGAGAACAGGCGAAUGGUGUGGAGUACCUGAAGUUGCUAGGGACUACAAAGCCAAUGGCAUUAAAUGGGUUGCUGUUGGUGAUGAGAACUACGGUGAGGGUUCAUCUCGCGAGCAUGCCGCUUUGGAACCACGUCACUUGGGUGGCCGUGCCAUCAUUGUCAAAUCUUUCGCCCGUAUCCACGAAACUAACUUGAAGAAACAAGGUCUCCUUCCUCUCACUUUCGCCAACCCCUCUGACUACGAUAAGAUCCAACCAACUGACAAAAUCUCCCUGCUCGGACUUAAGGGUUUGGCAGCUGGCAAACCAGUUGACUGUGAAAUCAAGCAUGCCGACGGCAAAGUAGACAAGAUCAAGCUUAACCACACAUUGAACGAACAACAAAUCGAAUGGUUCAAGGCUGGCAGUGCCCUCAACCGCAUGAAGCAAAUAUCUGGCAAUUAAAUGGCCUUUCCCUAAACAAAAUCCCUCAGGUUCCCUCAAACAAAAACACCAAAACCAACAAAAGAAAAAGAAACAACUCGUCUCUAGUUUUAGAACAUCAUUUCUCUAAAAUACUUAAUAACAUGAGUAGUAGGACAGUUCCAUUAGUCUUUCCUACGAUUUAAGUUUGAAUGUCAGUUAAUUUUUGUCACAUUAGAACAGAGCAGGCGAUCAUCUAGCUACCGAUUAAUACUGUUUAAAAUAUUUUUUUUUUUAAUUUGAAAGCGUAUUUAUGUUGUUCUAAAAUAAUAAUAAUAAUUGCGAAAUAUUAAAUUAAUAUUGUUUCAUAUUUUAAAAACGAAAAAAAUACAUUUAUACAUAAAAGCCUACAAAUAA